GUUUCGUAAACAGGUGAUUGACAACAACACAAAUACACAAUUGUCACGUGUAAGCUUUCGUGAAUCAUUACAAUUAUUAUAAAUUGAAACAAUUUGUUGUUUACAUUUUAUAAUUUAUUUCAAUAUUUUCAAUACACUGGAAAAACGAAUAUAUUCGAAACAUUCGAAGAUAUCGAAUAUGGAGAAAGAAUUAGAUCCUUCAGAGUUGGGUACUUUGGAAUUUUGGGAGAAGACUUAUGCUUUAGAAAUCGAAAAUUUCAAGGAUCAUGGCGAUUCGGGAGAAGUUUGGUUUGGAAAUGCAAAUGCUUCCAGAGUAGUAAAUUGUAUAAAUUCAAGGCUAGAAAUGAAAAAAGACGAGAAAAUAAUUGAUCUGGGUUGUGGUAAUGGAAUGCUUUUGGUUGAUUUAGCUGAAAAUGGUUUUGAAAAUUUAGUCGGAGUUGAUUAUUCCCAGAAGGCAAUAGAUCUCGCAGAUGCUGUUUUAAAAGACAAUAAAAUAAAUUCUGUGAAACUACAAGUCUGUGACAUUCUCGAUGAGACGAAUUCCUUACCAAAUGAUUUUAAACUUGCUCACGAUAAAGGCACAUAUGAUGCAAUUAGCCUCAAUCCUGAAAACCCGAAGGAAAAUCGAAUAAAGUAUAUUAAAAAUAUUCACAAAAUUCUCUUGCCUGGAGGAUAUUUACUCUUAACUUCCUGCAACUGGACGAAGGACGAAUUGAUCGAACAUUUUAGGGAAAAAUUUAAUUUCCUCUUCGAACUUCCUACAAAGACAUUUUCAUUUGGUGGACAAACUGGAAAUACCGUAACGCAGUUGGUUUUUACAAAACAGUAAAUUACGACAUAAAUAAGAUUUCGAUCGACAUUAAAAAGUCCAGUUUCGACUAUAAUUUCAAAACUAGAAAUUGACUUCUUUUCAAAUAUCAGUUAAACUUGUUAAGUAGUUGAAAUCUAGAAAAACAGUUUAAAGGUAAGAAGAUAACUAAUAGAAAUUAAUUUGUCUAUUUUUAACAAUUAUAAAAUGUGUAGAAUUCUCUCUAAAUUUAUAAAUGAAAGCAUACAAGUGCACUUGUGUGAAUUUCGGAGAAUACAAAUAUUACAAGACAUUCUAUUUUAGAAAGAAAUACGAGUGAAUUUUUUAUUAUUACUUCUAAUAAAGUGUAUAUACUUCUAUUAAAUAUAUUUUAAAUUCACAUUUAA
Molecule: messenger RNA, 1194 nt
Organism: Leptopilina heterotoma
Lineage: Eukaryota; Metazoa; Arthropoda; Insecta; Hymenoptera; Figitidae
Product: EEF1A lysine methyltransferase 2
Exons: 4
Coding region: 179-829 (216 amino acids)
Biological process (GO): peptidyl-lysine dimethylation; peptidyl-lysine monomethylation
Cellular component (GO): cytoplasm
Molecular function (GO): protein-lysine N-methyltransferase activity
Source: RefSeq, a predicted model, not a curated record